GAGUCCUCCUCCGAAGUCCCGCGCUCCGCGCGCGUGGCCGGCCUGGCGACCUCCAGGAGCUUUACCGGCUCCGAGCGCCGUCCCUUGGUGUCGGCAGAUCCAGAGCACUGGGUGGUACCGCUGACACCGCCAAGAGGUGCAACCGGCGAAGACAACGCUUCUGAAUGCGCCAACAAGGCAGCUGAGGUGCCCGAUCCCAGCGCGUUUAGCGCCGCGGCAACGCCGGUCUUCAUCGUUCUUGCAAGUGAUGGAGUGUGGGAUGUCCUGGAAGACCAGCUGGUCGUCGACUUGGUGUGGGACUUCCUCGGAUCCGUGCAGGAUCCACAGCGAGGCAUCGCUUCUGCUUUGCGCGAAGCCGCUGAGCUCGUCGUUCAG
Symbiodinium sp. CCMP2456 is the source of this 375-nucleotide messenger RNA. The record is from the annotation of a GenBank genome assembly. Lineage: Eukaryota; Dinophyceae; Suessiales; Symbiodiniaceae.